Caenorhabditis angaria is the source of this 2545-nucleotide messenger RNA. The record is from the annotation of a GenBank genome assembly. Lineage: Eukaryota; Metazoa; Nematoda; Chromadorea; Rhabditida; Rhabditidae.
AUGGGUGAUACCGCUGCUGCUGGUGGAGUUGAAAUAUCUCAAUAUACUAGAGACAAGGUUAGUUGUUUUGUUGUUGGAAAAAAUGAAAUGAUGGGUUUUUUUCAGGCGAGUAGAACUAGAAUAUCGAUUGAAUCUUAUUAUGCGCAACGUGUUACUCAAUGUGCCGAAAGAGAAAAUCGAUUGAAGAAACUUGAAGAGGAUAUGGCAGCCAGAGGUUAGUUUUUUGUCUUAUCGAAUCUGCCAAGGGUGGAUUUCAUUGAUAAAAAAUCAAAAUACAGCAGCAGAAGAGCACUUCGAGCUCCAGAAAACGUCAAUCCGUAUUUUUUUUAGAUUAGGAGUCGGAAUCUUGAACUAACUCAAAAAACAUUGAAUUUUGCGGUUAAGCGAAUUGUAGCUUUGAAGUUUGAAUGAAUUUUACUUGAUUUUCAAAAUUAAAAUUAGAUUCUCAAUAUUUUAUGAAAAUUAAAUCAUUUGAUUUUUUGCUUACUGAAAAAGUCAGAAGAUGUCUGUAAUUUUGCAUUUUCGCAGCUGAAUGUUUGAUAUAAUCAAAGUACACCAUCUCAAAAUCUUUCCAAAAAAAAAAAUCAUAAUUUUCAGGGCUGAGCGAUGAGGAAAAAGACGAAAAGCGCAAAAUUCACAAUUCAAAAGAAACCGACUAUCUCCGCUUGAAAAGAACUCGUCUAACUGUUGACGAUUUCGAAAGCUUGAAAGUUAUUGGUCGUGGCGCAUUUGGUGAAGUUCGCCUUGUUCAAAAACACGAUACGGGUCAUAUUUAUGCAAUGAAGAUUUUACGAAAAAAUGAGAUGGUUGAAAAAGAGCAGGUAAUUAAAAAAAAAUUAAUUUGAAGCAUUGGGCAUCAUUUUCAGACUGCUCAUGUGCGCGCGGAACGUGAUAUUUUGUCAGAAGCUGAUUGUGAUUGGGUUGUGAAAAUGUAUUAUUCCUUCCAAGAUUUCUCCAAUCUCUAUCUUGUUAUGGAAUUUUUACCAGGAGGUGAUAUGAUGACACUUUUGAUUAAAAAGGAAACAUUAUCUGAAGAAGCUACACAAUUUUAUGUUUCUGAAGCUGCGUUGGCAAUUCAAUUCAUUCAUAACAUUGGUUUUAUUCAUCGAGAUAUUAAACCAGAUAAUUUGCUUCUUGAUGCAAGAGGUCAUGUGAAAUUAUCUGAUUUCGGAUUGUGCACAGGAUUGAAAAAGUUCCAUCGAACAGAUCAUUAUAGAAAUUGGCCAUCUACACUUCCACCAGAUUUUAUUUCAAAACCAUUUGAAUCAAAAAGAAAAGCUGAAACUUGGAAGAAAAAUCGUCGCGCUUAUGCUUAUUCAACUGUUGGAACUCCAGAUUAUAUCGCUCCAGAAGUUUUUCAACCACAUGGAUAUACAAAAAGUUGUGAUUGGUGGAGUCUUGGUGUGAUUAUGUACGAAAUGUUGAUCGGAUAUCCACCAUUUUGUUCGGAACAUCCACAAGAAACUUAUCGAAAAGUUAUCAAUUGGCAACAUACUUUGGUUUUUCCAGCUGAAGUUCCAAUUAGCAUUGAAGCCAAAGCGGUUGGUUUUUUUUUCUGAUAAUGCCAUUAUCAGUAUUUCUAUGAUAAUAUUUCAGACAAUCAAGCGUUUUUGCUGUCAAGCGGAGCAUCGUUUGGGACAUCACGGAGGCCUUGAUGAAAUCAAACAAUGUCCAUUUUUCCGAAGAAUUGAUUGGAAUCAUAUAAGGUUAAUUUGAAAAUAUAUAAGUUCAACUAAACAAUUUGAAAUUUCAGAGAGCGCCCGCCACCGGUUCGUGUUGAAGUGAAGAGCAUCGAUGACACUUCGAACUUUGAUGAUUUUCCAGAUGAGGAUUUGUCGUGGCGUAAGUUUUUAAAUUGCGAUUCAUGAUUAAGUGUAGACAUUUUUUUGCAAAAACAUGUCUUGCAGCUGAAAUUUCGAGAACUGAAAAAGAAGCUGCGUUUUAUAGAAUCUAUGUUUGAUCUUUACCCCAAUACAAGUUGAGAUUGAAAAUCAACUAUUUUUAUCUAGAUCAAGUUGAAAAUCUAGAGAACUGGUUGGAAUUGUAAAAAUUUGAAAAAUAUACUGCAAGAAAAACCUAUUUUUCAGCAACAUCGAAUAUUAUUCGACCAGAAGAACAGCCAGGCCGUCGUGGAGAAUUUGUUGAUUUCACUUAUAAACGUUUCGAUGGGUUGACUCAAAAAAUGAGAUAUAGUGAUUUGAAAAAAGUGAGUUCUGCCAAGUCCUCCAAAAAAUCGUUUGUCUAUUGAGCAAUAAUGAAAUCCCUUCUCCAUUCAACAUUUUUGAAAUUAAUGAAUAUCUUCAUUCUCAUUAAAAAGUCAUUUGAAUAUGUGUAAAGUAUGUUGAGGAGUUGUUGGUCCCUUUUUCUUUUCGGAAAAACAUGUUAACUUCAAAGUUCAUUUAUUCAAAAUGACGAAAAUAAUUGGCCUAAUCAGAAAAAAAUAUUUAGUGUUUAGAGACCAAAAAAUAUUUUGAAUCAUUUUCAGCAAGCAAAAUUGGCGAAGAAAAACGCUGGACAAGGAUCAUCUGAUCAAACACCAGUCUAG